AUGGAGGUCGAGCGCAUUACCUCAUACGACACCGCAUCGGGUGAACCGGCAGAUGCACUGGAUUCAGAACAUUGUUCCAAAGACCAACUGUUCGAGUCAAAGUACUUCACGCGCGAGGACUUUGCCCCUUUCACCCUGCCGUACGGGACCCUUUGCGGCAGUGAUGGAGGAAACACGGAAAAUAGAGACACGUCUUCAGAAGGAAGCGCUGACCCGAAAGCAUGGGCAGCCAGUGUGUUCCAGGACUGCAUUUCCUUCAUACGAGGCAACCACGAGUCAAACGAGACCUUCGAGUGGUACCAUGACUUCAUCGCCUUCACGAACCUGCAGGCGGCCGUGUACUCCGACCGCGAACUGCUGAAAGAUGGAGAAGAUCUUUAUUUGAUCUUGGACUACACGAACAAACAUGUGCGGAAUCUGCGUUCUUCAGUAGCUAAAAACGCCUUGUUUUUUGUCGGCUGCAUCAUAGAGGCGACCGAACACGACUCCACCCUGUUCGUGGCGGUAGCACUCAGGCUCUUGCCUCAUCUCUUCAAGUGCAGCACCUCGGAGAAGAUUGUAUAUCGCAAGCCAGCCAUACACAACAUCGUUUCGAUCUGCCAGCGUUGCCGCAGUAGCGAGAGUAUCGCCAUUGCAUGGAUGCUGAUGGACCAUGCCCGCGACCGCAGCCCAAAGAUUUGCGCAGCAGCUACCAUUGCCAUGCAAACAUUCUUCGACAAUUUCGACACGGAUAUGCUCGUGACACUCGAUCUGGAGGAUGUUGCCGAACACUUUGAACCAUGCCUGGGUGGGCGCAACGCCGCGCUAAAGAAGCUCUGCUCAGGUCUCGUAAUCAAGAUAGCCGAGAGACUUCCUACGGACACUCUGCACGCCUGGGUGGAAUCUGCUGCUUCCAAGCCAAAUUUGAAGAAGCUGCUCAAACCAUACGUACCCAGCCCCGUACUGAGCGAACCAUCGGUGGACGAACCCAACGACCAAACGGCGAUCAGUGCGUCCAGCGAAAUGUUGACAAACAACGUGGUGAGUGUUGAAGUGAAGGAAGUCUCGUCACUACCCGAGGAGAAAGGGGAAGUCGAAACGACUUGCCCAGCGGCAACAGAAACAAACGACGAGCCAAAUACGGCUGAAACAACUGAGGACCCGGCAACGGAAGAAAAUGAAGGUGAACACGAUAGCGCACAGUCGCCGGCAUAG
Messenger RNA from Babesia bigemina, 1194 nucleotides. RefSeq lists its product as hypothetical. The transcript has a single exon. The record is from RefSeq and is a predicted model, not a curated record. Bases 1 to 1194 code for a protein of 397 amino acids. NCBI's taxonomy places the organism in Eukaryota, Apicomplexa, Aconoidasida, Piroplasmida, Babesiidae.